GCAAGAAAGCCAAGGAAAACACUCAUUUCCUUCUUCCUUCCUUCUCUACCAUAUAGCCAAGAACCGAAGGUAGCUUGCGACUUGGCAAGCUACAAGUUGGGCGAUUCAAGCAGCAGGAUGGUGGCGCCGGUGGUGAUCGCGUCGGCGGGGCUGGGCAUGCUGGCCGGCGUGGCGAUGGCCAACCGGUCCCUUGGGGACGGGCUCCCGGCGGCCUACAGGUGUGACGCGCGCCCGCGCUGCGCCACGUGCGGCGGCUCCGGCCGAGUCGAGUGCUUGUGCAACCGCUGGUCCGAUGGCGACUCAGGCUGCCGGACCUGCGCGGGGUCGGGGAGGAUGCCCUGCCGCAGCUGCGGCGGCUCCGGCACCGGCAGGCCGCUCCCGGCGCGGCUCACCGUCCAGCACCAGAAGCCGCCGCCGCCGGCCGGCUACAACUGAUGGAAUAAUUAGGUAUCCAUAUCCGUGGAUUGUAUAAUUCACGCGGGAAUAUAUAUAUGGUGCAACCCAUCCAGGAAAUCAGUUCAACUGCGAGAUGAUUAUGCAUGUACAUGCCUCUUCUUCAAGACCGGUUGUAAUAUAUUGUGCUGAGGACACUCGGUGUCGCUGUUGUUCAGUUAAUAUGCAAAUUGCACAGCACAAGAAAGAAGAAGAAAAACUGUGUUGAAAUGGUUUUUUUCUUUAGAGAUCUAAGGAAAAUAUAUGAUUGAGAAGGGAGAGCUGUCCGUGAUUCUAAACACAGUUUUGUUGUAUGUAGUUAAUUCUGGUGGAUGUAAUGUAUCAUACACAUGCUUAGAUUCGUUAAUAUAUAGAUGCACCCACAUGAACAUGAUUUACUGAGAUUAAAUU
This is a messenger RNA of Zea mays, 843 nucleotides long. RefSeq names its product drought-induced protein 1. The record is from RefSeq and is marked provisional. The coding region runs from base 118 to 435 and encodes 105 amino acids. NCBI's taxonomy places the organism in Eukaryota, Viridiplantae, Streptophyta, Magnoliopsida, Poales, Poaceae. The transcript has a single exon.